Messenger RNA from Drosophila teissieri, 3094 nucleotides. It is a transcript of the gene e, whose product is annotated as mycosubtilin synthase subunit C. The coding region runs from base 282 to 2921 and encodes 879 amino acids. The record is from RefSeq and is a predicted model, not a curated record. The transcript has 7 exons. NCBI's taxonomy places the organism in Eukaryota, Metazoa, Arthropoda, Insecta, Diptera, Drosophilidae.
AAGUACAUAGCACGUUGAGUUUCCCGAGUGCGUUGCAAGUUUUUUGGGUGUCCCCCGAAAUCAAAGUGAAACGCUAGUGAAGUGACCAGAAACGGAAGUUUUUCAACUGGUAGACUCACUCUCAUACUUGAUACUUGAAAAUAAAGAAGAACAAUCAAAUUGAAGAAUAACGUGCUCAGUGUGAAACGGCCACAGAUAAACAUUUAAAAAAGAAAAUUUAGAACCUGUUCAAAAUAUCAAGUGUCAGAAUUUGUUGUUACCCACGAUAAUAGAACAUUAAGAUGGGUUCGCUGCCACAAUUGUCGAUCGUCAAGGGUCUGCAGCAAGACUUUGUGCCGAGAGCUCUGCACCGCAUCUUCGAGGAGCAGCAGCUGCGGCACGCCGACAAGGUGGCUCUUAUCUAUCAGCCCAGCACUUCGGGGCAGGGAAUGGCGCCCAGUCAGAGCAGCUAUCGCCAGAUGAACGAGCGGGCGAACCGGGCAGCCCGUCUCCUGGUGGCCGAGACCCACGGCCGCUUCCUGCAGCCGAACAGCGACGGUGACUUCAUCGUGGCUGUGUGUAUGCAGCCGUCGGAGGGACUGGUCACCACACUACUGGCCAUCUGGAAGGCAGGCGGCGCGUACCUGCCCAUCGAUCCCAGCUUCCCGGCGAACCGCAUCCACCACAUCCUGCUGGAGGCCAAGCCCACUUUGGUGAUUCGCGACGACGACAUUGACGCGGGCCGUUUCCAGGGAACUCCCACACUAUCCACCACCGAACUAUAUGCCAAAUCCCUUCAGCUGGCUGGCUCAAAUCUGCUCUCAGAGGAGAUGCUGCGCGGUGGAAACGACCACAUCGCCAUCGUACUCUACACCUCGGGCAGCACGGGGGUCCCCAAGGGAGUGCGUCUGCCGCACGAGAGCAUCCUCAAUCGCCUCCAGUGGCAGUGGGCCACCUUUCCGUAUACCGCCAACGAGGCGGUGAGCGUUUUCAAGACGGCCUUAACCUUUGUGGACUCGAUCGCCGAGCUCUGGGGUCCGUUGAUGUGUGGCCUGGCCAUUUUAGUGGUGCCCAAGGCAGUGACCAAGGAUCCCCAGCGAUUGGUUGCCCUGCUGGAGCGAUAUAAAAUCAGGCGUCUUGUGCUGGUGCCCACUCUACUGCGGUCGCUGCUCAUGUAUCUGAAGAUGGAGGGAGGCGGAGCUGCCCAGAAACUGCUGUAUAACCUGCAGAUUUGGGUCUGCUCCGGAGAACCCCUAUCCGUUUCCCUGGCAAGCAGCUUCUUCGACUACUUCGACGAAGGUGUACACCGGCUAUACAACUUUUACGGAUCCACAGAGGUAUUGGGCGAUGUCACCUACUUCGCGUGCGAGAGCAAGAAGCAACUAAGCUUGUACGAUAAUGUGCCUAUAGGCAUUCCCCUGUCCAAUACUGUUGUCUAUUUGCUGGAUGCCGACUAUCGUCCAGUGAAGAACGGCGAGAUCGGAGAGAUCUUUGCUUCGGGACUCAACUUGGCGGCUGGUUAUGUCAACGGACGCGAUCCGGAGAGGUUCUUGGAGAAUCCUCUGGCUGUGGAGAAGAAAUACGCUCGUUUGUAUCGCACAGGGGACUAUGGAUCCCUGAAGAACGGCAGCAUUAUGUACGAGGGACGCACCGACUCUCAGGUGAAGAUCCGUGGACAUCGCGUCGAUCUGUCCGAGGUGGAGAAGAACGUGGCGGAGCUGCCGCUGGUGGAGAAGGCCAUUGUCCUGUGCUACCAUGCUGGUCAGGUGGAUCAGGUUAUCCUGGCCUUCGUCAAGCUGCGCGAUGAUGCACCCAUGGUCACCGAGAUGCAGAUGGAGGGGCGUCUCAAGGACAAACUGGCCGACUACAUGACACCGCAGGUGGUCAUCCUGGAGCAUGUACCAUUGCUGGUCAACGGCAAGGUGGAUCGCCAGGCGCUGCUCAAGACCUAUGAGACGGCCAACAACAACGAAGGCGAUUCCAGCAUUGUCCUGGACUUUGACUACUCGCAGGUUCCUGAGGACCUAAAGCUCACUGCUCGGGAUCUCUUCGAGACAGUGGGUGGGGUGAUUGGACGCUCCACCCGAGCAACACUGGCUCCGCACAGUAACUUUUACGAGCUGGGCGGCAACUCUCUGAACUCCAUUUUCACGGUCACCCUGUUGCGCGAGAAGGGCUAUAACAUUGGCAUUUCCGAGUUCAUAGCGGCUAAGAAUCUGGGCGAGAUCAUCGAGAAGAUGGCAGCCAACCAUGAUGCAGUGCAGCUGGAGGAGGAAUCCCUGAAUGCUUGUCCGCAUCUAAAGAUGGAGGCGGUGCCGCUACGCCUGGAGCACCGUCAGGAAGUCAUCGACAUUAUUGUUGCUAGCUUCUAUAACAAGGCCGACCUGGAGCAGUGGCUCAAGCCCGGUGUUUUGAGAACCGAUUACAGCGACAUCCUGAACGAUAUCUGGAAUGUGUUGGUGGAGCGGGACCUAAGUUUCGUGGUCUACGAUACCAACACGGAUCGCAUCAUUGGCACAGCGUUGAACUUUGAUGCGCGAAACGAGCCCGAGGUGGACAUCAAGUCCAAGCUGCUCAUUGUCUUCGAGUUCCUGGAGUUUUGCGAGGGUCCGAUCAGGGACAACUACCUGCCCAAGGGGCUGAACCAAAUCCUGCACUCGUUUAUGAUGGGCACCGCCGAGAAGCUGAAUCCCCGCGAGAACAUCGCCUGCAUGCACUUCAUGGAGCAUGAGGUGCUGCGGGUGGCCCGCGAGAAGCAGUUCGCCGGUAUUUUUACCACCAACACCAGUCCGCUGACGCAGCAGCUGGCGGACGUCUACCACUACAAGACGCUUCUCAACUUCCAGGUGAACGAAUACGUGCACUCCGACGGCAGCCGACCAUUCGGCGAUGCACCGGACGAGCAACGCGCCAUCGUCCACUGGAAGGAGGUGGGCAAGUAGGACGACCCGGUGGGCGCGUCACCAAACCAGAUCUGCAGCGAAUUUAUCCCGCACCACGUAUUAUAUUUAACUAGCUUAGCCUACCACCUAGUAUUAGCCCUAGACUAGUGUAACUUAGCGAGAAGUUUCGUAAGUUUGUGUUGACUAGUUGUAAGCCUUUGAUUUCAAGACAA